Molecule: messenger RNA, 321 nt
Organism: Microsporum canis CBS 113480
Lineage: Eukaryota; Fungi; Ascomycota; Eurotiomycetes; Onygenales; Arthrodermataceae
Product: cytochrome c oxidase assembly protein COX19
Exons: 4
Coding region: 1-321 (106 amino acids)
Biological process (GO): mitochondrial respiratory chain complex IV assembly
Cellular component (GO): mitochondrial intermembrane space
Source: RefSeq, a predicted model, not a curated record
AUGAGCUUUGGAAGUCCCGGCGGCCGCGCUCUUAACAUCAAACCCACCCCACCAGAGCGCGGGAGCUUCCCACUCGAUCACGAUGGGGAGUGCAAGUCGAUAAUAGCAGGUUAUCUCCAAUGUUUAAAGUCAGCGAGUGGUGUGAACGAUGAAGCAUGCCGAAAGCUCGCAAAGAGCUACCUAAGCUGUCGAAUGGACAAGAAUCUUAUGGCGCCGGACGAGUUCAAGAAUCUGGGACUAGUCUUUGAGAGCGACGAAAAGAAAAGCGAACCGGCCGCGAAUCCAUCCUCGGACAAACCGCCCUUGAAUAGUAAUAAAUGA